Molecule: messenger RNA, 2031 nt
Organism: Musa acuminata AAA Group (dessert banana)
Lineage: Eukaryota; Viridiplantae; Streptophyta; Magnoliopsida; Zingiberales; Musaceae
Product: AP2-like ethylene-responsive transcription factor AIL5
Exons: 9
Coding region: 234-1661 (475 amino acids)
Biological process (GO): regulation of DNA-templated transcription
Molecular function (GO): DNA-binding transcription factor activity; DNA binding
Source: RefSeq, a predicted model, not a curated record
CCACUUGCCUCCCUCAACCUUUUCUCUUUGCUUUCGUUGCGUUUCCAUCCUAAAACAAAUAAGUAGGAAUUUGGAAGACCUCUUUUCUCGUGCUAUCGCUUCUCUCCUCCCUCCCUCACCGUCAUCAUCUUCUCCUCUCCUCUAUAUGUGUGUCCGUCUUCCCCGUGUCUUGCCCUACUCUUCAAGCCAACCACCACUUCGGUAUUCCGAUAAUAACCCUGCAAUUUCAAACCAUGGACAUGGACGCUUCCGAUAGCUGGCUCGCCUUCUCUCAUUCCCAACAGCCCUACUUCCUCCAAGCCUUCUCCUCUUACCACCGUGGUGGAGUCGAGGGGGCGGACGAGGAAACCAACGCGGCGACGGAGCAGGUGGCUCUGGCGGGGAUGGGGCCGAAGUUGGAGGACUUCCUCGGGGGCCCGCUCGGGAGGUACUCCGGCGGUGACGACGCCCCCGGCGCUGAGGGUGUCUAUGACUCCGACCUGAAGACUAUCGCGGCCGGGUUCCUGCGCGGCCACCCGGCGGAGCAGCAGGAGCUCCAGGCAGCGAAGGAGGCUGCGCCGCCGGCGGAGUCAAGGAAGGCGGCGGAGACCUUCGGCCAGCGGACCUCCAUCUACCGAGGCGUCACCAGGCACCGGUGGACGGGAAGGUACGAGGCGCAUCUGUGGGACAACAGCUGUCGCCGGGAAGGGCAAAGCCGCAAGGGCCGACAAGUCUAUUUAGGUGGGUAUGACAAGGAGGAGAAGGCCGCAAGGGCGUACGACCUGGCCGCGCUCAAAUACUGGGGUCCGACGACCACCACCAACUUCCCCAUCUCUAACUACGAGAAGGAGCUGGAGGAGAUGAAGAACAUGACUCGUCAAGAGUUCGUCGCGUCCCUCCGAAGGAAGAGCAGCGGGUUUUCUAGGGGUGCCUCCAUCUACAGAGGAGUCACCAGACACCAUCAGCAUGGCCGAUGGCAAGCAAGGAUCGGAAGAGUGGCCGGCAACAAGGACCUUUACCUUGGAACCUUUAGUACGCAGGAAGAGGCGGCGGAGGCCUACGAUAUAGCCGCCAUCAAGUUCAGGGGCCUCAAUGCGGUGACCAACUUCGACAUGAGCCGCUACGACGUCAACAGCAUCGUGAACAGUAAUCUCCCCAUCGGCGGGCUGUCGGCCGGGUCGUCAAAGGCGUCGGAGUCGUCGCCGUCAUCCUCCUCGGAUACCAUGAGCAUCGAUGUCAAGCAUCAGCUGCAUCGCUAUGACCCUUCGGCCUCCCUCGGGCCCGCCACCGUCGCCAUGAAGCAGGAUCGCGACUACUGGUCCCUGCUUGCUCUCCACCAUCACCAACAGCAGCAGCAAAGCAGCCAAGCCUCAGGCUUUAGUCUGUUCUCUUCUGGUUCCACCAUGGACUUUGCCACUGCUGCUUCGAAUAAGGUCAUGAGCCAAGAGACCGGUGGAGGUGGAGUGGCGUGGAACAAUGGGAUGUUAGAACAACAGCACGAACAAUCUCAGGGCAGCAGCUGCACCUCCAUCCCUUAUGCUACCUACGUUGCGUGUGGAGGGGGCUAUGGUUACGAGGGCGCCACCGCGAGUGGCUGGGUUGCACCGCCUUCUUCCUACUAUCAGCAGACUUCCAACCCGAAUGUGGCAGCCUUUCAGACAGCAAUCUUUGGGAUGGAAUGAUGGGAGGGUGUGAGACGACGUUCGCAGCUGCUGCUUAGGCGAUGGCUAGCAAAAAAGUGUGGGAGACAUAGUGAGCUGAUGUGAACUGACAUGCUUACACAAAGGAAGGAAUGAGAAUAGGGAGAGAGGGCUGACAGAAGAAGUCUAACAAGAGAUUCAAAGUUCUGUUCAUGGUCAUGCUCAAACCUCUUUUACUUUAUUUUUUUUUUGUUUUUCUUUUACUGACAUGAUUCUAUAUUGUCGUCGUCGUCAUCAUCAUCAUCAUCUGUGUAAUCGAAACAAGAAGCUUUUUGUAGCUUUAUCUUUUCCCUUCUUAUUUUCCAAGUUCGGCUGUUAUCUUCUUUUUUCUAUAUAUAUCUUUUUUGUAGAA